CCCCUCUGUAUGACUUCUCCCAUCUCUCAGCAUCUCUACCUUUAUCCGCCUUGCGUUUUCCGGUGGCUUCUCCCAGUGUCCACUACCGUUUAUAUACAUGCGAUAUGUUUAGUUGGCUACAUUUUUGUGUCUUCUGUUUCUGAUUGAGUGCUCUCGCCCAUCAAUGAUGUACGCAUAAUCGAUGUCCGUCUUUCUCCCUUCUCUUUCUUCUUUUCUUUUUCUUUUUUUCCCUCACAUCAUCUCUCUUUCUUUCUCUCGCCAUUCCUAUGUGCUGUAUUUUCUGUCUAUUUUCCGGGUAUAUUUGUUUUUCUUCUUCUUCUUCUUCUUCUUCUUCUUCUUCUUUUUUUUUCUUCUCUCUAACUCAUUUAUAUUGAGUGCUCCUAUAAAUUUUGUUUUAUUCGAUACUUGGAGAUUUUUCUUUCUCUAUUUUUGCACCUUGUGUCUUUAGCUGACACCUAAUGCUACAGAACAGCGAUGGCGGGCGUCAAACGUAAACUUGACUCUAGCAAAGGACCAACUGCAAUCCCGCCUGGCAGCGCAACAGGCACAGGAGCUUCCCCCAAAACGCCCAACUUCACAGGCGAUGAUACCGCUCAUAUCCGUGUGACACGGAGUCUACGUGCAAGUCAAGAUGCGCGUGCCCACCAAUCUGAUAACAACAAGAACAGUAACAGCACCCCAAUGCAUAAUAAGAGUAGUAAUCAUCGCCCUUUGUCGCGCAUAAUUACGCUAAGUACCCGUGCUGCCCGAGCUAAUACCGCUGCAAGAAAUGCAUUGAAUAAUGCAACAAAUAAUGCAGUGAACAGCUCAACAAAUGCUGCUCGUGAAACUCGGGCUUCUCGAACACGGGCUGCAGUCCCUACUGCUGCAACAGCAGCCGCAUCUGCACCAACUCAGCUUGACGGUACAGCAUUGAAUGCUCCUGAAACCCCACGGUCCAAGCGGGUUAGACGUGGUCCAGCGGUCGAAGAAACACCAAGAAGUACGAGACAGUCAGCUAGGCUGCGGUCCCAUGUCAGCACAGCCUUCAAUGAUAGCACUUCUUCUGAAGCAAUUUUAGCCAAACAACCAGAAGCAAGCCCUUCUAAGGGCAUCACUCCUGGUAGUAAGACUCGGAACAGAAAUCGGCAAAUUCCAGAUGCUGCAACUGACGCUACUCAAAGCGGUAUUGGACCUGCUGCUGCCAUUGCUAUGAAAACCACAUCUCCGGAUGACAUUAUGCCCGAAGCUGUUGAAGGGCCUAGCAAAACAGAGGGCGAUCAAAACUUGGAUAUAAUUGCGGAACCUUCCCAAGCUGGAGAGGAAAUCCCAAGGGAUACCAUGUAUCAAGAAGGCAAGCAAGAGACAAAUGAAGCGGGAAUCUAUGCAAUUGAGGGUAUGCCCAGUCCUGCAAAGACCCUCAGUUCGUCUGGGUCCCGAAAGCGCAGAUCUACAGAGGCAGAAAACAACGUCACUACGGAGAUUGGUAGUGUUACCAAUUUUCCGCACAAGAAAUUGAAACUGGAGGAUGGGGAACUCGAUCGACCGGUAGAGCACCAAUCGCAGGACAGCACCGACAGCAAAAAUACGUCGCACUCUUCUGACGACGGCGUGGAGGAAUCUAAGGCUGAUGAUGAAUCCCGCCAAAUUACGGAAGAUAUUGAAGGAUCGACUCCGGAGAAUACCACAGAGCCUACGACUGGAAAAGCAGUUCGUGGCGGGCGUAAUCGGGGGCGCGGCCGUGGCGGGCGUAGCAGAGCUGCGGCACGCUCUGGGUCAAGCAAACGAGGUCGUGGUGGCGCUCGUGCUGCUCGUGGUGGGCGCACUGGGCGCCAAUGUGAUCGGUCAAGUGAUAUCGAGCACGAUCGUUCCCCGUCCCCGAGUGCAGCUACCCAAAAACUCCGGGACCGUCAAAGGGAACUAGACAAGGCAUUCAGGAAGGUGGCAGCUGCCCAGCGACUGGCUUUGGCUGUCUUGGCUUCACAGUCCCAGAAAAAGCUCUCCCGUGAUAAAAACGCCCAUAAGAAUGUACCAGAGUAUGAAGAAAUUAAUUCGCUUCUCAAGGCGAGGCUCGAAGAGAGAGUGGAGAUUUUUCGCCACGAAUACGGGCUCAAAGUUGAGCAAGAAAACAGGCUCUUUGCUGCCAAUAAAGAAGCAGUCGAGGAAAGGUUUAAAGCGUCCGCUCGGCACAUCAAAGAGGAGCAUUUCUUUGCAAGCAAGGGAGAGUACAUGGCGUUCGUUGAAGGCCGACGUGCCGCAGAGGAUGAUGAACAUACUGAGACCGAUGACUCUGAAACUGAACCUGAGCGCAUUGUCCCACCAGCAAAGGAAGUCGUGAGGGGGUUUAACUCCUCCUUUGUGCGAAACCCUGCUGGGGCCGCUUCCUACGAUCGUGCUAGGUAUGGCUGGGAUGAUUUCGUUCAGCGUGCUAAGUUCGGCGAUGAUAUCGAUCCACGAAUGAAGGAGAUGAGGGAAGCCGGCCCGUUUGCUGGCUUUUCUGCUCGAGAAAUUAUCGACCUCCUACUAGAGGCGACUGGCAUCGUUGAGGUGCACCAGAAAGCUACCGCAGGGAAUCAGUUUAACCUUGCAUUACCUGAUACGCGCCCGACAGCUUUGUUCGCAUUGGCUGAUGCGGCAGCCGCUGAGCUUCCUCGUCCUACCAUAUCCCAAACCACACCGCGACUUUCGGCACACAGGGCCCUUCUUCCGCAGCCCUCUCAGGUGGCCCAUGGGCCGACGGAUCCUCGAUCCUUUGUGCUCCCACCUCCCACGCAGCGUCAGCAGCCCCGUCGUCUCCUCCCCGCAGGGCAGCAAAUUCCGCCCAUCAGUGAACAACUCGGUCUUCCAGAUCCAUUUACAAGUAGGGGUGGUCCUCCCCAGCUUCCCCCUCCUCCAGGGUCUAACUUCCAACGACCUCCGCUACCUAAUUACCUGGCAGGCCAUCACCCGCAGAGUUUGUAUUAUCCGCCGCCUCCUGGCCCUCGCCCUCCAUAUUAGACAAUUUCCGAUGGGCAGUGCAACCUUAUGUUCGUUUUUUAAUUUCCACUAUAUCGUGUCCUUUCUUUUUAUGCCAUAGGGAGCCUAUAUCACUUGAAUUUCUCAGUGUUCAAAUGUACGGAGCUUUGGUCUACGCUAAAACAGUAAUGC
Molecule: messenger RNA, 3126 nt
Organism: Aspergillus alliaceus
Lineage: Eukaryota; Fungi; Ascomycota; Eurotiomycetes; Eurotiales; Aspergillaceae
Exons: 4
Coding region: 475-2976 (833 amino acids)
Source: RefSeq, a predicted model, not a curated record